This is a messenger RNA of Drosophila albomicans, 591 nucleotides long. RefSeq lists its product as uncharacterized. The record is from RefSeq and is a predicted model, not a curated record. The coding region runs from base 1 to 591 and encodes 196 amino acids. Gene Ontology annotation, biological process: vesicle-mediated transport. Gene Ontology annotation, cellular component: membrane. NCBI's taxonomy places the organism in Eukaryota, Metazoa, Arthropoda, Insecta, Diptera, Drosophilidae. The transcript has 2 exons.
AUGUCACAAGCAAUGAACUGUACCAAAAGCUGCAAGCAUCGGUAUUGUGUCACAUCGAGAACCGCCUCCGAGUUUAACGCUCUCAAGGAGAAUAUAGUUGAUAAUACCAGCGCAAUACAGAUCAACGUCAGUGAGUUAGAGAAUAAAUUGAAAUUUAUUGCCAGCGUCAGAGAUUUGCCAACUCUGGCCGAAUAUAUUCUUAGCAACAAUGCCAAUACCAAUGAACGCAUCAACUUAAUUGGUCAGGAUCUGCAGCGUAUGAAGGCUGUGGUAGACCAUAACAAUUGCAUGCAGGAAAUGCAGUUGUGGAAACUUACGUGCGAAUUCAACACCGCUGUCGACAAAUAUUCGAAGCAACGAAAACAAUUUUCGGCGUUGACUCAAAGGAGCUAUCAAGCGGAUCCCAAAGAAGAGUUAUUGCAGGAACUAAAUAUGAUUUUGGAGGAACAACAGGGAAUGACGGUUCCCCCAAUUGAGGAGACACUCAGUGAUGGAAAUGGACGUCGGUGUAUGAUUCUCAUUCUAAUUGUGUUUGCUGUGAUAGUAGCUUUAAUUGUAACUGGUAUUGUUGGCGUAUAUUGCAUUAAAUAA